AUGAGUCCUCUGGGCCGGGUUACUCUGCAGCCUACCUGGAAAGCAGCCCUGCUCGCCGUGCUCUCCCUCAUGGUGCCAGCUCUUAGUGUGUGCCAGGCUGCAGGCCCAGCGCAGGGCUCAGCCAAUCCACAGAACUGUCCGGGUGUGUGCUCCUGCACGAACCAGCUCAGCAAGGUGGUGUGUACUCGCCGAAGUCUGGUAAGGGUACCUCCCAACAUCCCACCUAACACCAGGUACCUGAACCUGAUGGAGAACAGUAUAGAAACCAUCCAGGCAGAUACCUUCAGGCACUUGCAUCAUCUGGAGGUGCUGCAGUUGGGCAGGAAUGCUAUCAGGCAGAUUGAGGUGGGUGCCUUCAAUGGCCUGACCAGCCUCAACACCUUAGAGCUGUUUGACAACAGACUGACAGUCAUACCCAGUGGAGCCUUCGAGUACUUGUCCAAGUUGAGGGAGCUGUGGCUUAGGAACAACCCCAUUGAGAGCAUCCCCUCCUACGCUUUCAACCGUGUCCCCUCCCUCAUGAGACUGGAUCUGGGAGAACUGAGGAAGUUGGAAUAUAUCUCUGAUGGGGCCUUUGAGGGCCUCCAAAAUCUCAAGUACCUCAAUCUGGGGAUGUGUAACCUGAGGGAGUUUCCCAAUCUUUCUCCAUUGGUAGGAUUGGAGGAACUAGAGAUUUCAGAGAAUGUUUUCCCUGAGCUGAAGCCUGGGGCCUUCCGUGGGCUCAAGUCCUUGCGUAAACUGUGGAUUAUGAAUUCUGCUAUCACAACAAUUGAGAGGAAUGCAUUUGAUGACAUUACAGCCUUGGUGGAGCUAAAUUUAGCCCAUAACAACCUCUCAUCCCUCCCACAUGACCUCUUCACCCCUCUACAGUACCUAGUGGAGCUUCACUUGCACCACAACCCUUGGCGAUGUGACUGUGAUGUAGUGUGGCUCUCUUGGUGGCUCAGAGAAUACAUUCCCACUAAUUCCACAUGCUGUGGACGGUGCCACACCCCGGCCCAUAUGAGAGGACGAUACCUGGUGGAGGUGGAUCAGACCACCUUUCAGUGUUCAGCACCAUUCAUUCUGGAUGCUCCUAGAGACCUGAACAUCUCAGCAGAGAGGGUGGCAGAAUUGAAGUGUCGCACAGCCGCCAUGAGCUCUGUUCGAUGGCUUCUCCCCAAUGGGACAGUGUUGACACAUGGUUCAGCUCACCCACGAAUAUCAGUCCUUAAUGAUGGAACACUCAACUUCUCCAACGUUCUUCCAUCAGACACAGGGGUGUACACCUGCAUGGUGACAAACAUGGCAGGAAAUUCCAAUGCAUCAGCCUACCUGAAUGUCAGUAAUGCUGAGCUCAACACCUCCAUCCUGUCCUACUUCACCACGGUAACAGUGGAGAUCUUAGAGCCCACAGUGGAAGAGACCCCUAAACCCAAGCCAACUGUCCCUGCCUCACCUUCUGUCUUUCAGCCAGUCUUCAUCUCCACACCCACCGUGCUGCUUCAGAACACACAGACUCCACGGCAAGUGUCUAUUCCAACGGCCAGAGUCCCUAGUGGGCCAGCUGCCAGCCUAGAUGAGGUGAUGAAGACUACCAAGAUCAUCAUCGGCUGUUUCGUUGCCGUCACCCUACUUGCUGCUGCAAUGCUAAUAGCAUUCUACAAGCUACGCAAGCGACAUCAACAGAGGAGCACGGUGGCAGCAGUCAAGACCAUAGAAAUCAUACAGAUGGAGGAGGAGGUCCCUCCUGUUCCACCACCAAACUCUGGGUCUUGUGUCUCUGAUGAGGCAGGGCUGAUGCUGCCUACCUUGGUCGAGCACAACAGCAACACCUUUAAACCGGGGUACGUCUCCUCAUCUUCUUCAUCGCGCCGAGGGGCCUAUGGAGCCCACUGGACCCAGAACAACCUAGGCAACUCUCUGCACCGCUCUGUCAGACAGCACCACAGCCACAUCAGCACCAUCGCUGAGCCCUACAUCAUUAAGACUAGUCACAAGGAGAAGGUUCAAGAAACCCAAAUCUGA
Lampris incognitus (smalleye Pacific opah) is the source of this 2007-nucleotide messenger RNA. It is a transcript of the gene lrrc4.2, whose product is annotated as leucine rich repeat containing 4.2. The record is from RefSeq and is a predicted model, not a curated record. The coding region runs from base 1 to 2007 and encodes 668 amino acids. Gene Ontology annotation, cellular component: postsynaptic density membrane; plasma membrane; glutamatergic synapse. Lineage: Eukaryota; Metazoa; Chordata; Actinopteri; Lampriformes; Lampridae. Gene Ontology annotation, molecular function: protein binding. Gene Ontology annotation, biological process: modulation of chemical synaptic transmission; excitatory synapse assembly; postsynaptic density protein 95 clustering. The transcript has a single exon.